CUCCGGCGUAGUAGCCGCCGCCGCCGCCGCCGCCGCGGGCGUGAGGUGGGGCCAAGAGGCGAGCCCGGAGCUCCGAGGGAGAAGGAGCGAGCGAGCGGCGAGCGGGGUCGGCCUGGCUCGGGAGUCGCCGCCGCCGCCGCGGUCAUGUUUCCUCUCAAGCCCCCCAAGGCCACCUUCAAGUCCUACCUCUUGCCUCAGACUGAAGACAAGAUAGCACCGGAGCCUAGACUUAAAAAAUUGGAGCCAGUUCUUUUGCCAGGUGAAAUUGUGGUGAAUGAAGUGAACUUUGUGAGGAAAUGCAUUGCAACAAAUACAAGUCAGUAUGAUUUGUGGGGAAAGCUGGUUUGCAGCAACUUCAAGAUAUCCUUCAUUACAGAUGAUCCUAUGCCACUUCAGAAAUUCCAUUACAGGAACCUUCUCCUGGGAGAACAUGAUGUUGCUCUAACAUGCAUUGAGCAGAUAGUGACAGUAAAUGACACAAAGAGGAAACAGAAAGUUCUCGGCCCCAACCAAAAGCUUAAAUUUAACCCAACAGAAUUAAUAAUUUACUGCAAAGACUUUCGUAUCGUCAGAUUUCGUUUUGAUGAAGCGGGACCCGAAAGUGCAAAGAAGGUAUUGCAGCAGGUGUGCCUUGCAAUAGCUCAUUAUUCCCAGCCAGCAGAUCUUCAGCUCCUCUUUGCAUUUGAAUAUGUGGGCAAGAAAUACCAUAAUCCAGCAAAAAAAGUGAAUGGAAUAGAUCCUGGAGGAGGUGGUGGUGGGCAGCUGACUCCAUUGUUUGAGACAUACUCUGACUGGGAUAGAGAGAUCAAGAGAACAGGAGCAUCAGAAUGGCGUGUAUGUUCAGUGAAUGAAGGCUACAUGAUAUCUACCUGUCUUCCAGAAUACUUUGUUGUGCCAUCAUCUUUGGCGGAUCAAGAUCUCAAGCAGUACUCCUACUCCUUCACUGGAAGACGGAUGCCAAUGUGGUGCUGGAAUCACUCCAAUGGAAGCGCACUUGUGAGAAUGGCCAGCAUUAAAGACCAGUUGCAACAGCGAAAAAUAGACCAACGGAUUUGCAAUGCUGUCACUAGAAGCCAUCCACAAAGAAGUGAUGUUUACAAAUCUGAUUUGGACAAGAGUCUGCCAAAUAUCCAAGAAAUCCAGGCUGCCUUUCUCAAACUCAAGCAAUUAUGUGUCAAUGAACCUUUUGAAGAAACGGAGGAGAAAUGGUUGUCUUCACUGGAUAAUUCACACUGGCUAGAGUAUGUGAGACUUUUCCUGAAGCAUUCCGCAGAGCUUGUAUACAUGUUGGACUGUAAGCAUGUUUCGGUAGUUUUACAUGAGGAAGAAGGGCGUGACCUGAGCUGCUGUGUGGCUUCGCUCAUUCAAGUGAUGCUGGAUCCCUAUUUCCGGACCAUUGCUGGUUUCCAGAGCCUGAUUCAGAAGGAGUGGGUCAUGGCAGGGUACCCAUUUCUAGAUAGAUGUAACCACCUGAAGAAAUCUGACAAAGAGUCUCCCUUAUUUUUGAUGUUCCUGGACUGCGUCUGGCAACUGCUUGAGCAAUACCCAUCAGCCUUUGAAUUUUCUGAAGCUUACUUGACGAUAUUGUACGACAGCACGCGGAUCUCGCUGUUUGGUACCUUCCUCUUCAACUCUCCACAUCAGAGAGUGAAGCAAAGCACGGAAUUUGCCAUAAGCAAAAACAUCCAGCUAGGUGAUGAGAAGGGCCUCAGAUUUCCUUCUGUUUGGGAUUGGUCUCUUCAACACACUGUGAGGGAUCGUAUGCUCUUCCACAACCCCUUGUACAUUGGGAAGAGUGCACCGUGUGUGCACAAUGGGGCUGUGAAAUACUUCAAGCGAUCAAAGAAGAACUACAGUUCAACACUCAGGGGCCUCCCGCCCUCCCUGAAGAACGGUAUUAUCAGCGAGCAAGACUUUCUUCCAAGAAGAAAUUCCCUAAUACUAAAACUGAAACCAGACUUUCUUCACCAUACGGAUUCCACCACCAACGGCAUGGAGCAAUAUUUCAGAGAGUGGUUUUCUAAGCCAGUCGACCUGCAUGGUGUAAUCCUGCCCCAUCUCUCUGGAACACAAAUCAAACUCUGGAAACUCUGCUACUUCCGCUGGAUCCCUGAGGCCCAGAUCAACAGUGGGGGCUUCAUUACGGCCUUCCAUAAAAUCUCUUUAUUAGCAGAUGAAGUCGAUGUUCUGAACCGGUGUCUGAGGCAACACAGCGGUACCCCACCUCUGCUCACUAACACUUCUGAACUCGAUCAAAGCCGGAUGUACUUUAGAGCCAAUGGGCUCAGUGAUUCUUCCACAACCCCAGACUUCCUUUCUUCCUCUUUCCCAUUUUCUCCUGUAGGGAAUCUCUGCCGACGGAGUAUUUUGGGAACACCACUGAGCAAAUUCUUAAGUGGUGCCAAAAUCUGGUUGUCCACAGAGACACUUGCCAAUGAAGACUGAUGUCUUUAGAGACAUAGAAGGGAGACAAGGAGGAGACUGACACAUCAUUUUUUGCAGCACACUGCUAACCACAGCACCAGAAACUGUAAUAGCUUUAUAUACUAAGGUUACUUAUGUUUUGCACAAAGUAUUUAAAAGCAGCUGUGUCAUGCUUUCAGAUCGCACAAUUUUUAUUUUUAUUUGGGUUUUGUUUCAUUUUUCUUCAGCAGUCCAAUAACUAAGGCACGUACCAUUGGAGGUUAGUCUCUCCACAAACACACCACAAUCUAAGGUCUGAUUGUGUUUUGUUUGUGCCCCAAAGCUGCUAUUCCCUGCUGCUGAUUGAAGCACAUCUCUUGUCAGCUUGGAUGAAUUAACAGGUGAAGACAGACAUUAGAGUCAAAAAAGUUGCUCCAUCAAAUUCGAUCGCUACAAUUGGUACAGAUAUAAGAGCCAUAAAUUUUGUCAGUCACGUUUCAAAUUCAUGGCAUGAUUCAGCUGAGGGUAGGGACUUUUAAAUCCUGUUUAUUUCAAUGGUACUUUAUAAAAGCACCUUUCCCGUUGAAAUAAAUUAAAGUGUUCAUCUUGAUCAGGUUGGCUAUGGGAAUGGUGGAGAUAUCUAGUUUAGUCCAUGAGCAUUUUUCCUCUUUUCAUUUAGUAUCUGAAACUGCCUUUUAGUUUACAAAAUCUGCCUAUAGGACAACGUGUGCUGACCUCACUACCCCAGUCCCUCAACUGGGGUUUGCUUUAACUUGUGGCUAAGGCGUACACUGGCAGCUGUGUUAGCUUGGCCUAAAGGAUUCCCCCUUCACCUAGGAUCAGCAGUUGUGGUUUCAAAGUAGGUGUCAGUUCCAUCCGCUAGGUUGAAAGGAGUCCUUGGUAGCACUAACCAUAGUUAAAGUGGAGAGGAGAAUUAGCUGCCAAUCUCAUUACCAUAGUUUGGUGUCAUUACAGCUGAACAAACCUCAAAAUAAUGUCAGUCGAUUAUAGCCUUAAAAGUGCCUUUUCUUGCUUUUGAAGUAAGAUUUCUCUCUCUCCAUCAUGGAAUUCAAUUACUCUAAUGUGGUAAGCUAAUAGGCUACACAUUAGUAGUAUCCAUUUCCAGAAUCUCAUUCAUACCACAAUUUAUGGACGUUUCCAAAAGCAUCUUAACCUUUGACCUUGUGAUCAGGAAUAGAAAACUUAGAGUACCUCUGAAGUAUAUAUUUAACUCAAUGGGUACAGAAUAUUAGAUGGAAGAUCUUAGGCCCAAAUUAAGAUUGCUGUAAAAUGUCUUUCAAAGAAAAUGCCUGUACUUGUAUUUAAAUUUUUAUUUUAAGGUCAAGUUUCGUGCUCAGUGGAUGCUGAUUUUUUUUAAUGGCCAAAACAAAAUGGCAUGCGGAAUGUGUGGGAUAGUGGUGUAUGAAAGAAUUAACUAGAAAACCUUGAUAUAAUAAGAGUUUUUUGGGCUUUAUUCCCAUGCCAGUAACAUCCCAGUUUACUUACCGAGUACCAUACUGUUGCAUCAUUUCACACGUGGUCAUGAAGGUGGACUAAGAUUCACAUUCAAAAGUGGUCAGCUAGUUUAUGCCGUGUCUUCAGUGGCAUGUGCCAACAUCCAGAAAGUGACUUGUUUUUGUGCAAAAUCAGCUCUACAGUAGAGCAUCAUGCCCCCUUUCCCCAGCUACCCCUUCCAGGUCUCUUAGCUUUUGCACAUUCUGCCCCUGAUCCAAAACAUGCAUGCAAAAGCCAAGUGAAAAACUGCCCUUCUGCUGCUCAAUUGUCUGGCAGGGUUUAGGGCUUGUUUAAAGCCGGGCAGCCUCACUCGCUGCAGAUCAGAAGGCUUCUAUGUUUACAGGAGCUGUGUGUGUGUGUGUGUGAGAGAGAGAGAGAGAGAGAGAGCACGAAAGACUUGGAUUAGACUGGGAUGUUGGGCAUGCAGUGCCAUCUUCAGCAUGCCCAGCCCAUUGAGCACCUAUAGUCUCCAGUUGCAUUGGGUGUCUGUAAAAUACUGUAAACACCCCCCCCCCUUUGCACACUUGACCAAGCUUCCACUAAGUGAAAGUCAGGUAGACUAGUUUCACUGGAAAACAGGCAAGGGCUGAUCAGUAUUGGCUACCUGUCCAAGGCGAUUCUCUUCACAAGUUUAGUGUCUUGUUAGAAUGGACAAAGCUUUGUUCCCCUAGUGUUAAAUUUCAUCCCAUGUCCAGUUUGUAUACCAGUUCUCUUUGUACCAGAUCAUAGACUUUAUUAAGGUGACUUUAUAUUGAUUUUUACUUAAUGCCUAAUAGUCUUAAUUACAUUUCAGAUGUACCAAAUUUGCUAAUUAACUGAAAGUUGGGUGAAUAUACUUUGCAAGAAUUACUGAGUAAGGUGUUUUAAUGUUUGAGACAUGUGUCCCUUCCUUACAGGAGUUUUUUUAAAGUGCAUUUUUGUAUCCUGUGCCCUUUUUAUCCUUUUGAUGUUACUGAACUUUGCCUUUAAGAAUUGCUGCCUAUAAACUGUCCAUACCCAAUGGAUUGGAUCAAACGGCUUUAAGACUAGAGAGUAAGCUAAGCCAGGUUUAUACGGUUAACUCCAGGCCAACAGUGCCUGGGUGGCUGCCCAGGUUCGUACUACUGUAAAUGAAAGAGACUGGGAAGGAAGCCUGUUUCGCAGGAGAGCCUGAACUUUGGAGUGCCGGGCCUGUGAUAUUUUUAACUGGGCAAAAUGCUGUGAGUCCUACAAUCAGAAAUCAAGGAAUUAGUGGAGUGGGGCUGGUGAGCAGUGCUUUCUGAUCUAGCCUUGCACAGUCUUGUAAUCACAUAGUUAUGGUGGAGUUGUUGCCCCUCCCCCUCCUGCCCCGUCAUAUGACGACAUAGAGAGAAGUCUCUGUGGUUUGACUGAAGUGGGCUGGGAGGGGCUACCCACGUUUCUUGAUGCAGCGGUACCACAGGGCAGGGUGGAAGACAGGUGACUUGCCUUCUGGGUAGCAGGAGACAUUUAAACCUUCACAAAACCCCGAGGUAGAUUGCAGCAAGCCCUUGAGGAAAUCCAGGCUCCAUUGCUUAUCUAAAGGGCUAUGAACUGCCUAUGAACUGUCAGGCUUCAGCCAGCCCCCUCUGCUAUAUGCAAUGCCUUCACUCAGUUCAAAAGGGGGCUUGUAGGUGGGCACAACCCAAAGGGAUUGUACUUUCUAAAACCAGGUACCUUUUUAGGAAUUUUUUGUAAGUGUAGAAAAGAAUAGAUGCUUAUUUUUGUAUUUUUUUCACCCUAGCAACAAGCAAAAUGCAGCUGCAAUUAUUAAAGGAUAUUUUUUGUUUAAAAAAGCAGGGGGGUUGGUGUAUGGAGUUCUAAAUGGAUUAUGGUCCACGUAGAAAUCAAUGCCUUUUAGUUACUGCAGAGUGGAAGUUGACUGUUACGUAACUUAUCAUGGAAGUGCAAUUAUAUUUAACCCCUUGUGCAGGUCGUGAACCAAAGAGACACGACUGAAAAGUGUGCGUUUCACAUUGGCAGAAGGAAUCCUGUUUCUAGAGUGGUUGUUUUUGUAGAUUCAUUUUCAGUUUAGCUGUUAAAUCUCCAAAGAAAAGGUAUACAUUAAAACCAAACCUGUUGUAAAAUUUUAUUUAAUUAAAGGCUGAAGUUGUUAAUCAGAAAAUUGACUGCAGCAGUCAGGACCCCCUGCAACUCAGAGGGUGAAAGAGCCCCUCCCCCUUUUGAAACGGAAUCUAAAGCCUUGAUGCCGAAAACUAUGCCUUACAUGAGUAAAGCAGAGCUGACAGGAACACCUACAAAGAAAACCCCAACCUGUCAAUGUUGUGAAUAUGAAGUAAAUCAAGACGUAAUUAAAAACAAACAAACCUUC
Messenger RNA from Podarcis muralis (Common wall lizard), 6247 nucleotides. It is a transcript of the gene MTMR10, whose product is annotated as myotubularin related protein 10. Gene Ontology annotation, cellular component: cytoplasm; membrane. NCBI's taxonomy places the organism in Eukaryota, Metazoa, Chordata, Lepidosauria, Squamata, Lacertidae. Gene Ontology annotation, biological process: phosphatidylinositol dephosphorylation. The record is from RefSeq and is a predicted model, not a curated record.